Stegodyphus dumicola is the source of this 606-nucleotide messenger RNA. RefSeq lists its product as uncharacterized. The record is from RefSeq and is a predicted model, not a curated record. NCBI's taxonomy places the organism in Eukaryota, Metazoa, Arthropoda, Arachnida, Araneae, Eresidae.
AUGUCUGCUAAACGAGUUUUUUCUGCAUCUAAUGUGUUAUUUGAAGAUUCUGAUUGUCCUUUCCGUGAUUCUGAUGACGAUGUAAGUUUUUACACUUUAUUAGAUGAAGUGGAUCAAAUUUUCAUGGAAAAUCCCCUGAUUUUGCCCCUGUACUAUCAUGUGGGUUCCGGAUUUGAGACUUCUUCCUCAUCAGCUCAUGGCUCUGUGUAUAUAGCUGCUUCGAAUGAACGAUCGAUUGAUGAGGCGAUUGUACUCACAGAGAAGUCUCGUCGACGAAACCAUAAAUAUCAGGCCGAGGAGAUUACCUUCCGGGCCAGUAUAGAUAUGGAACGGCUGCCUCAGAACGUGCAAGGCAUCCCGAUGGUCCGAAUUCCUGACACCGUCCGGGAGUUGUUUGAGCAACUUAUUCGCCGGACAACAGCAAAUCUGGGCCCAUCAGACCUCAUCCGAUUCUGUAUCCAAGCAGAUGGGUGGGAUAAGCCGAUUAGCACGUCCCUGAUGGCACAAGGGCUUCACCGCCGUGGCACACAACAUGAAAGGGUUCGAUGGGCAGUUCGUGAUGGCCUGGCUCCUGAAGCAAGGCACAGCGCCGGAGGUGAUCCCUAA